Molecule: messenger RNA, 1132 nt
Organism: Pseudovirgaria hyperparasitica
Lineage: Eukaryota; Fungi; Ascomycota; Dothideomycetes; Acrospermales; Acrospermaceae
Exons: 2
Coding region: 312-659 (115 amino acids)
Source: RefSeq, a predicted model, not a curated record
ACUUGGACGACCAACCCCAACAGACAUCGCAUGAUUCACAACCAUUGAACACCUCCUGCAGACUGCUACAAGACUGAGGAAGACUACUCAUACCAAACAUCUCGUGCUCUUUAGGUUCGUGGCUCAGGCAACCACACAAGAUGAGUAUAAAAUCGAAAAAUCUUGAAUAUGAUUCCAACGAGCCCACGUUCUUGCGUCGUAUGAGAGGCGAGAUUGGCGGACGAGUAGAGCCUGAGGGGGAACACUCAGCGGCUCGAUUGAGCCGUCGCGGGAAGACCGAGAAAAUUGAUGAUGAUGCCCCAGCCUAUGUCAUGGAUGGGAGUAACGACACGCUUACGAAGGAGGAGUAUGAAGCGCUUGUCUCUGAGAAAGACGCAUCAUCAACAGACCACAACAGUCUUGCCAUACACAAGGGUUCACAGGGUGCAACUGGAGCUGGUGAACAGAUACAGGGACCAUUAUCUGAAGAUGCUGAGCUGUAUGUAGCAGAAGCUGGUCGCCACUCUAAAAAGCGCAAGAUCGGAAAGGUCAUCAAGGAUGCAGACGAGAUUGACCCCACCUCAGAAGUCACCAAGACUGUCGCUCCUACAACCAAGAAAAUUACAAGCAAAACAAAGAAGGCCAAAAAGGCUAUCAAAUUAUCAUUCGACGUCGAUUGAGCCAAUUUACGCGUUACAUUCGUCAGUGGUCUUGAUUUGUGCGCCAUUGCUAGGCGGAAUCCACCUCUUAUCUUGAGAUCCAAAGCCACGCAACAUCGAUGCUCGGCUAUGCAAAAGCUGUCAAAUGUAUGACUCUUUCAAGUACGCCAAGAGUGAGCGUCGGAGUGAUGUUCUUUGAAGAACCAUGGAGACUUUCCCUCAUAUGUCUCCCCCGGGUGUUCAAAAGGUAAUCUAAACACGGUCUCGAAGACUUUCGAUGACACAGUCGCAUCUGCCUCUUUAUCAAUGCUCUCUAGAGCUGACUCGGACAUCGGAACCACCACGCCGCAUUCCCAGUUGCGGCAAUUCAGCUUCGGAAUCUUCGUUGCGCGAUCUCUAACAAGCUUGCCCCAGGCAGAUUCGGAAAAGUUGGCGCUCCCGAGAUAGGCCCAUGCAAUAGCCUUGCCCUCUCUCUCUCCACGUGCGAGAAUCAG